Bufo gargarizans (Asiatic toad) is the source of this 924-nucleotide messenger RNA. RefSeq names its product olfactory receptor 10A7-like. The transcript has a single exon. Gene Ontology annotation, biological process: G protein-coupled receptor signaling pathway. Bases 1 to 924 code for a protein of 307 amino acids. Lineage: Eukaryota; Metazoa; Chordata; Amphibia; Anura; Bufonidae. The record is from RefSeq and is a predicted model, not a curated record. Gene Ontology annotation, cellular component: membrane. Gene Ontology annotation, molecular function: olfactory receptor activity; G protein-coupled receptor activity.
AUGCAAGAUGUCAACAAAACUACAGUGACAAAAUUUGUACUUUUGGGCUUUUCCAAUUUUCACAAAUUUCAGAACUUUCUCUUCUGUGCUGUUCUUCUGGCAUACACUAUUUGUGUUCUUGGAAACAUCACUAUCUUUCUGCUAGUUAGAAGUGAGUCUUCUCUUCAUACUCCAAUGUACUUCUUCAUCAGUACAUUCACAGUUUUGGAAAUAAUGUUUGUUUCUGUAACAGUCCCAAAACUGUUGGCACUUCUCAUUCAGACUAAGAAGACCAUCUCGUUUUUGGGUUGCUUCACACAGUUGUAUGCCUUACAUGCCCUGGGAGAGACAGAAUGCGUCCUUCUUUCUUUGAUGGUCUUUGAUCGAUACCUAGCUAUUAACAAUCCGUUACAUUAUUCUGCUAUAAUGAACACUCGAUUCUGUCAUGGGUUGGCUUUAAUGCCAUGGAUAUUUGGUUUUACUUUAUCUUUAUUUCCUACUGUUGAAACUUUUCUUUUAGACUUCUGUGGACCAAACGAAAUUGACCACUUCUUCUGCGACCUGGCACCACUGCAAAAUUUAUCAUGCUCAGACCCAUUUGUCACUAAUAUGAUUACAAUUGUGGUAGCUAUUAUUUUAAUAGCUUUGCCCUUUUUUGCUAUAGUGGGGUUCUAUAGUCAUAUUAUAUAUACUGUGAUGAAGAUUAAAAACAAAGAAGGUAAAAUGAAGGCCUUCUCCACUUGCUCAUCCCAUCUCAUUGUAGUGUCUCUUUUUUUUGUCUCCGCUAUUAUUGUAUAUGCAAAGCCUGAAGCCAGUCACUAUGACAAGUUCCUUGCCCUCAUGUACACUGUGGUUACACCGCUUCUAAACCCAUUUAUUUAUACCUUUAGAAAUAGAGACGUAAAGAAUGCUUUUAGAAAAGUCACAAGACAGGUUAUCAUGUGA